Phymastichus coffea is the source of this 8798-nucleotide messenger RNA. RefSeq names its product homeobox protein prospero-like. The transcript is spliced from 8 exons. Gene Ontology annotation, molecular function: DNA-binding transcription factor activity, RNA polymerase II-specific; RNA polymerase II cis-regulatory region sequence-specific DNA binding. NCBI's taxonomy places the organism in Eukaryota, Metazoa, Arthropoda, Insecta, Hymenoptera, Eulophidae. The record is from RefSeq and is a predicted model, not a curated record. Gene Ontology annotation, biological process: regulation of transcription by RNA polymerase II. Gene Ontology annotation, cellular component: nucleus. Bases 1571 to 5308 code for a protein of 1245 amino acids.
UUCACGCGCUCUCUCGGACGCGGCGACUCUCUCUCAGCGUUCCAGCGAGACGACCUAUAGGUCGCCCACGCUCGCUCGCUUACCACCCGAAAGCCAACGACCCACGCGACCGCAUACUACCAAAUCGACUGGCAGAGCCAGCCGGCAGAGAGUGCACAAUCUUUGAUUUGUUCUUCGGGCACCGGCACAACACUAGACGCCGACAGUUCAUUGCAACUUUAAUUAUUCCCAACGUCAUUUCAAACCAAAUGCAGUUUUUAUUGCAACGCAUCGGGCGACGAGUUAUGUUUCAUGUUACGCAAGUUUUGUCAAGAUAUUAGAGGAGGCUGGCAUACAACGCCAGUCGCCAAGGCGUACACGAGCAAGAAGGAACAAGUGUGAAAUUACUUUUGCUUCUAAGUUUGGCUUCAAGGUCGCUUAGUGGAGCUUGCAAGUUUCGUUGGCCACCGGCUGGGCUCCAUCGGCCUUUUUCCGUUUCCUUAGAUUUUCGUUUGAUGUGCGCGCCGCCGCUCACGUACUGUGGAGCCCGAGCACAGCUCUAUUUGCUUGCACACAGACAUAGUGAAAGCAUGACUCGUGAGCAGUGAGUUUUUUUAUUAUGUUCUGAUAUCUUAUCAACGCAAACGAGCAAGUGCAGUUUGGCUCGGCACGAUAAGGGACGAUUAUUCACAGCUUCAAAGGUUCGUCGAUAUUUCUGCCUUGGUGCGAGUUUCGUCUCGCCGAUGGAGAAAGAUUGACGAAUAUAACGCCACCAAGGCGAGCUGGCUGGUCCGCUGAUACACCGCGUUAUACGCAAACGAAAGAGAAACUUACAUCUCGAACCGUCAGCCACGACUGCCCAGAUUACACAUAGCAGCUCGGCAGCCGGCUCUGGGCAUCACGCCGAGGGAGUGAGGGGCAGCGAGCCCUUUGGCGAGCUCGAAGGAUGCAGCUCCCAAGCGGGAGCGCGAGGAUACCGGGGUCGCGAGUCGCGCGAGGCUUCAACUACCUCGGCUUGGCCAAUGGCAACGACAUCAUAGACAAGUGCAAUAAUAAGGUUAGCGCAACUACAAGAAAGCGCGGCUCCCAAAGUGGUAGCCGCCCCCAGCUAGAGGACGACCUAACGAGGCUCGAUUAUCGCCGGCCCAAGUUGAGGUCGUUGACAUCAGGGCGGAAGCAUCGGCCCGCCGAAUAGUAGAAACGAAAGAGAAGGGAAGCAAGGAACCAAACGACGACACCGCUCAACGAAGAAGAAGAGGAAGGAGGAGAGAGAGAGAGAAUCUUGGGCGAGAGCUGUGCAGCAAAGAGUGGCAAAGUGGGGGAGCCCGCGAAGGAACGACAGACGACUGAAGCAGCUGUGCGGCGGCGAACGAACUGCGCGCCGAGUUGGUUGGAGAAGGGAUAGCAGCACGAGAAGAAGGGGAGACGGCGCGUUUCUCGAGCUGCUGGCGUGCACGAGGGGCCGUUAUAUCCGUAGCAGUGUAAGCAGCGUAGCCCGAGUCACUUACUGCGCGAAGGGGAGGGGUGAAAAAGAAGCCCUGGCGGGGAGGGGAAACGGAGGCCUUCGGGGGGCCGACCAACCAGACGGCCGAUGAUGUCAUCGGAGGAGGAGACCGACUGUUUCGCCCUCUACGGAGCAGCCACGGAUAGCAAGCAGCAGCAACUCCUGAAGAAGCAGAAGCGCACCAGACAGCGCGUGGACGCCGGCGAGCCGCGCAACAGUUACUCGAGCAUACCGAACUUCAGCUCGCGACCCUCGUUUCUCGGCGGCGCAAGUCUCUACGGCGCGGUGUUCAACCCCAACCAGCCGCCGCAGUCGCAGCAGCGCCAGUCGCCCACCGGCCAGCAGCAAGCGCACUCGCCGCCGCAACAGCAGCAGCAGCAGCAGCAGCAGUCUCACUCCAAUCAGCUCCAGCAGCAGGCUGGGGCGACCACCGGUACAGGUCAAGGUCACUUGCAGGCGGCAGGCGCCACCACGACAGGCACCACGACGACCACCGCCAGUCAGCAGCACGCGGCGGCCUUCGGCUUCUUCGGGGCCCCGGGCUACGGCCCGCCCACCAAGAUGCUCAACGAGCUGUUCGGCCGCCAAGUCAAGCAGGCCGCCGACGCUACGGGCGCCUCGCCCCCCGAGGCGACCACGGGCAUGACGGGCGCCACCGCCAUGGACGUGACCCAGGCGGCCAAUCCUCUGCAGCCGGGAGCGGUCGUCAACUGCGCGGACGAUCCCGCCACGGCGCCCGAGCUCACCCAGCACAUGCUGCGCGAGAUCCUGCAGGGUCGCAAGCUCAGCGCCCUCUCCGUUCAGGACCAGCCGACCAACAACAACAGCAUUCACAACAACAACAGCAUCCACAGCAACAACAACAACAACAACAACACGACUCAAGAGCUGCUCAAGCAGCAGCAGCAGCAGCAGCAGCGAGCCGACGCGAGUCCCCAGCAUCUGAGCAGCAGUGACUCGAGUGCGCGCAACAGUGCUAACGCAGUGCAAAGUGGCGGCGAGGACAGUGCGGACGGUCACAACGGCACCGCGCCCAGCCAGAACGGCGAGCGCGAGCCGGUGAUGCCCGCGGACGCGGACGACAGCGCCGAGGACGCGGCGCGCGCCAUGGAGGAGGCGUUCGCCGAGGCGGGCAUGGAGCCGGGCGCCAACCUCGACGGCUCCGACUGCGACCAGAGCUUGCCCUCCAGCCCCACGGGGCCGCGCUCCGGCUCCGUGAGCGUCAAGGAGGAGAUGCAGGACCCGAUGAAGCGCUCGCCCAGCAACUCGCCCUGCCCGGUGCUGCCCAAGCAGGAGAGCAGCAGCUCGCCCACCACGGAGAUCAAGCGCGCGCGCGUGGAGAACAUCGUGAGUACCAUGCGCAGUAGCCCCGCGCUGCAGCCGGCCGCGGUGAACGGCUGCAAGAAGCGCAAGCUCUACCACCCCCAGCAGCAGCACGUGCACCACGUGCCCCAUCACAGCCACAUCGUCAGCGACGUGGCGCUACUCGACGACGACGAGGAGAGCGACGAGGAGGAGGACUACGCGACCAUCCGGCAGAAGCGCGAGGAGAAGGACAACCUCAAGAACCAGCUGAACCGACUGUACGAGCAGGUGGCCGUUAUGCAGCAGAAGUACGCCGAGCUCUCGAGCCGCAUGGGGCCCGAGAGCAGCGAGAGCUGCGACGCUCCCACGAGCCCCGCCCAGCUGCCGACUCACCGGAGCCACCGGGCCCACGCCGCUCAGGUGGCCUACAACGGCGCCCUGCCCGGCACCAUGCCCCACGAUCACGCGACCGCCGCGGCCAUGUACCAAAAGUUCUACCUCGAGCAAGAGAGGUACGCCGAGCGCAUGAAGCAGCAGCAGCAGCAGCAACACCAGGAGGCGCUGUCCAUCAGGCAGCAGCAGCAGCAGCAACACCAGCGGGAACGCGAGCAGCGGGAGCGAGAGCGCGAGCGCGAGCGAGAGCGGGAGCGGGAGCGGGAGCAGCAGCGCAGCUCGCCGCAGCCCAGUUCGCAGACGCCUUCGAGGCAGGACCCACCGAGUGCUCCCCCCACGCCGCGCAUGCAGAAGUCUCUGCAAGCGCCGGUUCGCGACCACAAAGAUCGCGACUUCCAAGAAAGUUUGAGCGUACUUCGCGGCGCCGUGGAGGUGGCCAGCUCGACGCUGCCCAACAUCACGGGAGCCGACUUGGAGGGCCUCGCCGAUAGCCUCAAGACUGAAAUCUCGUCCUAUCUGAACAACCUCAUCGACAGCAUAAUCUCAAGGUUCGUGCAGCAGAAGAAGUCACUGGGAAAGCAGUCGGAAGCGUGUCAAGCCGCGGCCGAUCAGCUCAGCAGUCUGAACAAAGAUCUGAUGCUCGCCAGUCAGUAUCUGGAGCGCAAAUCGCCCAGGACGAAAGUCGUGGACAGAGGAGCGGCGCCGACGCCGAUAGGUGGCCCAAACGGGCCGCGGGGGCCCCUGACCGGCGGGCCCCCGAGCGCAUCGCAGGCAUCGAGCUUCUCGCCCAUCGGGGCUCUCGGCUCGGCUGCCGGAGGUGGUUCCCACUCGACCCACGGCGCCGCGGGACUGGCUGAGAACAACCUCAACCAGCUGAAUCAGCUGCCACCACACGCGAGAUCUGGAAGCGGCCUCUUCCAGACGCCCAAACCACCCUCGAUAUAUGCUAUGGCCUCGAUGCAGCAGCAGCAGCAGCAGCAGCAGCAGCAACAGCAGCGCGAGCAACAGCAAAGAGAGCAACAGCAGCAAAGGGAGCAGCGCGAACGCGACCAAUACUUGAGAGCCAGCGAGGAAAGAGACAGCCGAGAUUCCGAACAGAACGAAGCCCUGUCACUCGUCAUGACACCCAAGAAGAAACGCCAUAAGUUGUUCCCACAGGUGACGGACACUCGGAUCACACCGCGCACCGUAUCGAGGAUCUUGGCGCAGGACGGUAGCAGCUCGCAAGGCGGGGCAGAAUCGCCACCGCCACCUCCGCCACCGCCGCCCAGGCCCUACCACGCGCCACCGAUGCUGCCGGUCUCGCUGCCAACGAGUGUAGCUAUACCGAACCCCAGCUUGCACGAAAGUCAGGUGUUCUCGCCGUACUCGCCGUUCUUCAAUCCUCACGCGGGACACGCGGCUCAAGUGCCGCCACCCGGCUCCCACCAUCUCUCGGCCUCGCCGCCCGUAGCCGGUGGAGUCGAGCUGCGGGACUCGCCACCUCUGCCUCAUCCGCCCUCGAUGCUGCAUCCGGCCCUUCUCGCCGCAGCACAGCACGCCCAGCCCGACUACGGUCAUCUCAGGAUGGACAGCAACGAUCGAGGUAGCGACUGCAACUCUGGCGAGAUCAGCUACGACGGCAUUCAGCCUACAUCGUCGACAUUGACGCCGAUGCAUCUCAGGAAGGCCAAGCUGAUGUUCUUCUGGGUGAGGUAUCCGUCCUCCGCCGUCCUCAAGAUGUACUUCCCAGACAUCAAAUUCAACAAAAAUAACACGGCGCAGCUCGUCAAGUGGUUCUCCAAUUUCCGAGAGUUCUACUACAUUCAGAUGGAGAAAUACGCGAGGCAAGCUGUCUCGGAGGGCGUGAAAAGCGUCGAGGAUCUGCAGGUCGGCGGCGACUCUGAGAUUUACCGAGUGCUCAACCUUCACUACAACCGCAACAACCACAUUGAGGUAUGGAAUCAGGUACCGUCGAACUUCAGGUACGUGGUCGAGCAGACGCUUAAGGAGUUCUUCAAGGCGAUCCAAGGUGGUAAGGACUCGGAGCAGUCGUGGAAGAAGUCGAUCUAUAAGGUGAUCUCGAGGCUGGACGACCCGGUACCCGAGUACUUCAAGAGCCCCAACUUCCUCGAGCAGCUCGAGUGAAAAGAGCCACGUCGCUCUUCGCGGUAUUCUCGGUUGUUACCACUGCCGACGGCUAGGAAGCAAAGUUCCACUGCCGUCUGGUGAACACGCCUCUCCAACAUCGCCAUGCGUUUAACCUCGCAGUGCGAGCGGCGUGUGCAACUACGAACAGCAAUUAACGCAAGAACAAACGCAAGCCCCCAAGACACUGAUCCGAUCAGGGAACGCAGGUAUCCUUAAGUAGUCAUAAACAAACAUAUCGAACCCGAGAGUUCACUAGCGAGCGAGCGAGCGAGCGAGCGAGCGAUAUUACGACAAUAUGACAAAGUUGUACUGCUAGAGACGGAGAGACAAGUGAAGCGCGCGCCGCGACACGGCGACACUCGGGCGAUGCAGGCCGGCUAGCGAGUGUCAAUUAUUAACAGCAACAAAUCGCAACCGAUCGUCUCAACAAUCACUGCUAUUCCCUUUCGAUCGCUGGCCGUUCGCCAAAGUGAUACGAUCGCACGAGUCGAUGGUCGUGCGCGCGCGCAGAGACGAAGAGGCUGAAGAAGAGGAACUCAGUGCACACGACUCGACGACGAAGUGUAACAUUUGUUCAUUGCGACGACGUGUAUACCUUCGUUGUAGAUUGUAGAGAGUGUCCUGGCGAUUCAAGUGAAAGCGCGUUAGAUGAAGAUGAACAAACCGUUCGUUAUUUAAGGCCAAAAUAAGUACACAAUUGAAAAUAUUACAAAAACUUUGCAAUUUAUCGAUGCUGUGUAGCAGAGUCGUCAUUUUCAAGGAUACCAAGCUCGAUCUUCACCUGUUUCAUCCUUUUCGUUGGCGUUGACGAAUCCCUUCUCGAAAUUCCUCAUUUGAGAAUGUAAUCGUCAGUCGGUCGGGCGCAUUCGAAAAACAACAUAAAUUAAUCCAAUUUUUACACGCUGUAAAAAGUAACGAAAUUACGCGUACGUGCGCGAGUGUGUGUGUGUGUGUGUGUGUGUGUGUGUAUGUGUGUGUGUGUGUGUGUCCGUGUGUGUGCGUAUGCGAGUGUGUCUGUGUAGAAAACCAAAUAGACGUCGGCAGCGACGUAUGACCAAUGGCCAAGCCCUUCGUUCGACGUCGCUGCCUCGAUAAACGAUCUCAAAAACUUGAGUCAAACUGAAACAAAAGAACUUUUCGUACAAGGGCACAUGUAAAUUGUUUCGAUGUAAAAAGUGACUUUCGUACUGGAGUAAGGAUGUGCGCACGGACUGUGACAAAAGGACAAAAAGAAACCGGUUGGUCGAGCUUGGUACCCGCUCUGCGAAACUUAUUAUUAUUAGAUUCGCUGUACUCGGGCUGCUGUGCAUGCUGCUACUGCUACUCUCCUCCACAAUGCAGCGGGAUCGCGAGGGAAUAAAUGCUUCGUUCGCGUCGAAAAACUAGAUGACGUUGAUACUUUGCGAGUGUCGAGAUUAGAGACGUCGAGCAUCUACACAGGAUGCACGAGAAGCACACUUAUGCCUCGUCAUUCGCGCUUUUUCUGGUCACUUCUUUUUCACACUGCUUGGGAACGAGCAUUUCUUCUCUUCGUCUCGCGCUUCGUUCGUGCGAUUGAGAUGGAGAGAGAAAGAGCACAGCACGUUCGAGAUGCAUUGAGACAAAGCAUAACCAAAAAUAUGAAAAAGCAAAUCAAUCGUGGAGAACCUUAGGUUCCUAGGCUGUACAUAAUAUGUAGUUACGUUCUGUAUAGAUGUGUGUGUUGGCACGACGCGAUUUUUUAGAAAUUCGAGAUAAUGCGCGUUCCGGCGUCUCUUGACGAGAGAAUAAGACAUAUGCUAAGGUGACCGAUGGUGAUGUUUAUGAAACGGCCGCUUCUUUCCUCGACCAGAGACGUCCGACGCGGUUCAUGGGCAUGACGACACGACGAUCUACGGGAGGUUAUUGAUUACUCGUCGUGAAUUUUCGACGCGACGCAUCAAUUAGCUACACACUUCUCAAAUAAUCAUUUUACACUUAUCGAUUAACACACUCGACACGUAUGGUCAAGGAAUUGUACUUUUUUCAGUCAUUAGUUUUUUAGGUGGAUCGACUUAAAAUCGAAUGAGUUAUAUCGAAAUUGAGCAUUUUCUUUAUUUUUGUAAAAAAAAUACCGUGAGAGUGCGAUCGAUCUAAUGUUCAGUGUGCCCGCAAAGAUUUUAUCAAUGAAAUACUUCGCAAGAAUUAUUUUGUUGAUUUCAUAAAUUUUUGUAUACUGUUUGACCAUUAGAUUAUUAAAACUGCUCUCUCAAAGUAUUCAGUGUGCCGCAACUCCAGGCAUAUGGCUACUAUAAGAAACGUUAAGAUCGAGAGAAAAAAGUCAAAGAAUUUUUGAAAUAAGUUGCUGUAGAUGAGUCAGAUUAUAAUAAUUAAAAAACCGGCGGCGUCCAGUAGGUGUGGAUGAGAUUAGGUAAACAAAAAAAAACACGUGGAGAAAAAAUGUAUACUAACUAGACGCGGGUACGUAUCUAUAUAGAGUAGAUUAUAUGAAAAAGUAAAUAUAUAUAUAUAUACAUAUAUAUAUUAUAAAUAAAUUUAAAAGUGGUCUAUAUUAGAAUCUCGAAACGGCGAAACGAAAGGAAACACGAGCUCGUCACUUUGGGAUACAAGCCUCGUCAUGUGUCGUCGGCGUAUUUAAUGAAACUUUGAAUAAAAAAAUUUAGUAUAUCGAAAUAACAAGCACAAAACACAAUGGCAUAGAGAGAAACACUUGACACCAACACACACGAAAGCACUUACCGGAGCAAAAAGACGCUUGCGCGAGCAAUGUCGUCGGGUACACAAUAUAUGCCGUAAACUAAAAGUCGAUCCCUCUGAUUUACCGGGGGAUCGUGCAAAUUGUAGAUAGAGUUUUCCUUAAAAGACAUAUAUAUAUAUAUAUAUUUAUUACAAGAUAAUGUGUCCCGCGAGAUAAUGCGAUCCCCUCUCUAUAAAAAAUAUAUGAUAAAUAUAUGCGUUGCGGCUAUCGACAAUGGCUUUUUGACGAGUUUCCGAGAGCGCUAUUGUCGAUUGCAAUGACCAAAAAAGAAACAACACCACGCAGACACGUUUCAGAUUAUAUAAUUAUAUUUUAUUGCAAGCAUAAUAUAGUUAGCGCCAUCCAUUGUCAUUUACGUUAAUUUAGUUGAAAAUGCGCAGUUGUAGUUUUUAUGAUUUCCCAUUGCAAUCGGCUUGUUCCUUUUACCUAUAACAUAUUAUGUUGUCUCACCUUUGUCAUCCCUUUGACUUUUCGUUUUGUCUUGAACGCCCCAGCGCCACGCUGUACUUUUAGUUUAUGAUUAUAAUUAAAUAUAAUUGCAUAUUAUUUAUACAAUAUUAUUAUAGUGAUUGAAUAAUAUGAUUUUACUUAGCAUACCACCACGCGUUAUACACUUUCUUUUGCAAAUGGUGAGUCUUAACCUAGUCACGAGUCACUAUAUUUUUAAUUAAUUACGAGUCGAUUUAUUAUUAUUUAAUUUAUUAUUAUUAUUGGUAUUAUUAUUAUUAUUAUUAUUAUUAUUCACACAAA